GCGUUGGUCUAGUAUAAGGUAUAUGUGCUGCUAGAGUAUUCUAGAAUAUAUAGGGCUGCGCGGCUUUGAAAACAGUAAUCGCGUAGUUUGUGCCCUGUCGUGAAAUACGGCUCCACCGAGAGAUCCCUGUUACGGAGAGAACUUUCUGACGGGUGUUUGCCAUGGAGUGUUUGUUGUCGAGGACGCAUGUUAUAGCGGCGACAUUCUGGGGCAACGUCUUACUCGUAGGAGAAGGUGACCGAGUAUACGCCUACUGCCUGGAGACGUUGAACCAGGUGGGAUGCCAGACAGCAUUCACCACCAGUAAUGUGCAUGGCAUACGUAUCGUGGGCAAGUCGGUUCCAACAUGUGCCGUGUUUGGCUCUCGUUUCCUGACUGUCAUGACUGCUGAGGUGUCGCCUUCAUCAUCUGUGAUGUUCAAGGUUAUUCUGCAGCCUGUCAUGUUUGACGAUUGGAUCUGGGAUGUAGCGUGGUUGCAACCAGAAAUGGGUCCGCUGGUUCCUGGCACCAAUUUCAGGACGCUGGCCCUCUGCCUUGGCCACAACCGCGUAGCCCACUGGGACUGGCAAGCCAAGCAGGUGCUUGCGCUCACCUCCUGCAGCGACUACUGUCUACUAUACACUGCACAACUAGUGGGUGUUUCCUGGAAGCAACUGAUUGCUGUGGUGGGCACAGUCUACAAAGAAGUGCUUCUUUGGGUGCCAUCUCAAGUUUCUCCUGCACCUGUUCUUCACAGGCUCACUGGUCACCAAGGUGUGAUCUUCUCGGUCAGCUUUCAUGUGCCACAGCGGCUACUAUGCUCCACAUCAGAUGAUCGGUCACUGCGUGUCUACCGUUUCCAUGAGGCUGGUCCAAGUAACACUUUACCUGAACGAGCCGGCACCAGCAGUGCCACCACACACUCGGGAACUGCCUCCCUGCUGCCCUUUGGGCCAGCUCAGUUGGCCAGUGGGUGGUUCAGUUCAGUGCACGCACUCUAUGGCCACGAGUCGCGGGUGUGGCGAGCCGCCAUACUGCACAACUGCUAUAUCAGCGUUGGUGAGGAUGGUCAUAUCUGCUUCUGGGGCUUGCCAGGAAACCUCAUCAACAGAAUGACAGCACCAGGGGGUGGCAGCAUUUGGUGCCUCGCUGUCAAUGAAGAGGAGACACUGGCGGUAACAGGGAGCAGUGGAUCGGCGCUGAGCCUGUGGCACGUUCCAGAGGGGAUUUCUCAGUCAAACAAGACCACUUGGAUUGAGGCAUUCAAGGAUGGCGGAGACUUUCCACGUAAUCUUGCCAUUCUCAACACCUGUGGAACCCUGUCCCUCAUUGUGUCUACCAAUGAAGGGAGGCUACUUCGAUGGUCCUUGGGUGGACCUGCAGGUGGCAAGCGGGAAGAGCUGUUUCGGCGGGACUACCUUGCAUCGUACAAUGUGUUGGCUGUCUCUCCGAGCCGCAGUUAUUUUGCCCUUGGAGGAAUCAAAGGGCACGUGGCCAUCAUCCGGUGUGGACCUGGUCAAGCUGUGACUUUGUGCUCUGAGUGGCAGCUUCAUGAGGGCCGAGUACACAGUAUUCGAUGGGUUUCUGAUGAUCCACCGGCCUACCUGAGUAGUGGGCCAAACGGAGUCAUGGUUUUGUCACGAGUCCCUGAAGAAGUUUCUGGAGAGGACCCAGAAAGCGUAGACCUAUAUGCCACGUGUGCACUCCCACGUGGCAGACAGCGCUGGGCAACUGCGGCUCUUUACUGCUCCACCAUGGAGGCCCUGUAUGUCGGAGACCGCUGUGGAUCAAUCCAUGGUUUCUACAUUGACGAGGAUGAGGAGCUCAUUGAGCCCUUCCGGACGUACGUGGGCAUCCAUGGCAACAAUGGUGUCACGGAUAUUCAGCAACAGAGCGAGACACUGGUGACUGCAGGACGUGAUGGGCGAGUGCUGCUUUACUCCCUCAAAAAUCGAGACCUGCAUUACCUACGUGUCUUUUGGAGCUCGACAACACUUGAGUGGAUUGGCCACGUGAUCCUCCAGAGCAAUGGCCUCCUGCUGUGCGGAUACCACAUGAGCGAUUUUGUGCUGUGGAGCACGUGGCAGCAGCGGGCGGUGUUCCAGCUGAACUGUGGUGGUGGUCACCGAUCCUGGGACUUCGCUAUAAAUGCCCAUGAAGGCCUCUUUGCUUGCCUGAAGACGGGCCGCAUCAUGGUUCAGCGCUGUAGUCUCAAGGAAGUGCUGCAUCUAUCGUGCAUACGGGCACCUCUGCACAAGAAAAAGAUUGCAGCCAUCUGUCUUCUGUUUACAGAGGAGAAUGCUUCUGGGGUUUCCCAGAGCUACAUUGCCACAGCUGGUGAAGACAAUAUCAUCACUAUAUCACAGCUAUAUCAAGAGCACACACAUUUAGUGCAGCGUGUAGCAUGCCGUCUGUAUGGCCACAUCUCGUCAGUCAAGGCACUGGCUUGCUGCCGUCCCUCAAAUCUUCCUGGUCAAGAGGAAAGGCUACUCGCCUCAGUGGGAGGUCGUGCUCAGCUGUGCCUCUGGCGAAUCAGUGCCUCAAGGCAGUGCAGCCUGACAAGUGAAGAACUGCAUGACCACCGCCUGUGGUCUCUGGACCGACCGCAGCGCAAUGCCUACCACUUUCCAUCUGCAGAUCCCCUUGCUAGAUACUUAGAUGUCUGCAUCUGGGAACAUGGGUCCUCGGAAUUCCGUGUAGCUACGGCUGCAUCUGAUGCCCUAAUACGACUGUUUCGAUACCACUGGGCGGGUCCUCUUGACAUCCUGAUGGUUAUUCCAGCCGGUCAGCACUGCCUGUUUCGUGUUAUACGCAUCCCACUGCCACAGUCAAUAAAUCAGCAGCUCACACAGCUUCAGCGUCAGCAGCUACAACAAUCAUCUCUGCUCCUGUCAUCUGGCAACGACGGGCUGCUUCGUUUCUGGAAGCUGGAAAGCUCGAAGUGCGACCUGAUAGGUGUUUUUCGUCGUCACCAGUCUGGCAUAAAUGCCCUCGAUGUGUAUGCUAUGCAAGACAGGAUGCUCCUCGUAGUGACAGGUGGGGAUGACAACGCGCUGAUUCUCACCAACUACCUCAUUACUGAGGAGAGCUCGGUGGUCGUUCUGGAGGAGCAGAUUUUAAACAGUGCACACUCUACUCAAAUCACCGUAUUGUUAACGCAGGCACAAAGUUUUUGGCGCCAAGAGGGAACUGGCUUGUGUCAACUGGUGUUGACCAGCGGCUUCGUCUCUGGCAACGCGUUGCUGGCUCCUUGCAAGAGCACUGCAGCCGAUUCUCCUGUAUCCCUGAUAUUGCUGCCUUCACAUCGUGGAGAAAAAACAACGAGGAUGUCGUGAUGGUGGUGGGAGGGGAGGGUUUGGACGUGACCCUGUUUGCUGCCAAGGUCGAGGAGGCCAUGAUCAGCCAGACGGGCUAUUACUUGGCCUAGCACAUGACCCAGCUCAUUUUUUAGCUGUAAAGUUGGUAUUUUUAUACAAGCAGAUCAUGUACCAGAAUAGAAAGUUGGGCGAGUUGGUGUGUAUUCAUAUUAAAAGAAAAGCGGCGCACAAAAA
Molecule: messenger RNA, 3530 nt
Organism: Rhipicephalus microplus (southern cattle tick)
Lineage: Eukaryota; Metazoa; Arthropoda; Arachnida; Ixodida; Ixodidae
Product: tRNA (34-2'-O)-methyltransferase regulator WDR6
Biological process (GO): tRNA methylation
Cellular component (GO): cytoplasm
Molecular function (GO): protein binding
Source: RefSeq, a predicted model, not a curated record